Molecule: messenger RNA, 1265 nt
Organism: Protobothrops mucrosquamatus (brown spotted pit viper)
Lineage: Eukaryota; Metazoa; Chordata; Lepidosauria; Squamata; Viperidae
Product: mis18-binding protein 1-like
Exons: 5
Coding region: 48-1265 (405 amino acids)
Source: RefSeq, a predicted model, not a curated record
GCGGGAAAAUCCUCCGGUGAAUUCUUUUUAAAAAUGAAAGAAAAAAAAUGUCAUUGAAAGCAGUUUCUUUACAUAAUAUCCCUGGUGGUACACCUUUAAAGGAUUUUGUAAACUUCCAGGUGAAUUGUACUUUCGAUUCAGCUAAAAUUCCUCCUUCAAUGGUUCUUACUUGCCAAAAUGUUUGUUCGGGCAAAGAGAUUGAAGGAAUAAAUGUUUUCCAGUCCACUUUAAUGUCUGGCAAAAUGCAUACAAAAAAGUUCGUUGACAUCAGUGAAAUUAAAACAUCAUCUGAAGGAAUCCUGGGACUGAUUUCUUCAUGUCAGAAAACUAAGCCACUGACAAGGAGUGUCAUUCAAAAACGUAAAGCUUGUGAGGCAUUACCCUUUGAAUCUCCAGCAAAAAUCUUCUCAAAAAUGAAACAAAAAGCAGCUCUUGUCAAAGAAAAAAACAAGCCUUCAGAAGCUAAAUUGUUGGACUCAAGGUGUACCGCAGAUUAUAUUCUUACUCCUGAAAGGCAACCUGCCUUUCUACAAAGAUCAGAAAAAAUACCUAUACAUGAAUAUAAACAAAAGACAAAGGUGGAUGAGGAUUUUCAUGAAGAAUCCAAUGUAAAAACAGAAUCCCACAAGUUCUUCUCCCGUGUAAAACAGAGGUUGCAGGAGGAUUGGUCACAGAAAGCAAAGCAACCUUUAGUCACAUCCUGCCCAACCAAAAAACUUAAUAAUUGUAAUGAAGAAUGCCUAAAUACUACUGUUACCCAGAAAGAGAAGAUUAUUGUGGAACCUGCUGAAUUGGCCAUUGAGACUUUUACCAUAAUAUCUAAUCCUCUGAUUGUGAGUGAUGAUCAUAUUAACUCUAGAGAAUUCUUGAGGGAAGAAGCAUCCAGAAAAUUUCCUCAAGAAAAAGCAGCGGUGACUCCAUCCAAAAACAUAUAUGGCCAAAAAGCAGGAGAAAAUGUAAGUGUUUCGCCACAGAAACCUUCCCAACAUCUGUGUGAUACAAUUUUUGCUACUCCAAAAGUCCAUAUACCAAGGAAACGACAGCAUGAUACCAAGGUGCUCUUGGAUGAACCUGAUACAGGCACAAAUAAAAAGUUCUCAAAAGAAAAACAGAUGAUAUGUAUGAAUCAAUGGAGAAUCAGGGUGAUCAAUAACAAUGCUGAUGUGUGUCUGGAAGGAAAACGGAGGCAAGUGACUGCUUUUCAGUUUUGUUCAAAUAUGUCUACAUGGUUUUUAAUCACUGUCAUGGAUGGUCCUUACAUUUAG